Messenger RNA from Aspergillus clavatus NRRL 1, 1464 nucleotides. RefSeq names its product ATP-dependent RNA helicase DBP5 (gene dbp5). The record is from RefSeq and is a predicted model, not a curated record. Bases 1 to 1464 code for a protein of 487 amino acids. The transcript is spliced from 6 exons. Lineage: Eukaryota; Fungi; Ascomycota; Eurotiomycetes; Eurotiales; Aspergillaceae. Gene Ontology annotation, molecular function: ATP binding; RNA helicase activity; RNA binding. Gene Ontology annotation, biological process: poly(A)+ mRNA export from nucleus. Gene Ontology annotation, cellular component: nucleus; cytoplasmic stress granule.
AUGGCGUCGGAGCAGCCUGUCGAAGCCGCCCCAUUGGGUGGCUCUCUUUCUGAUCGCAUUUCGAAACCCGACGAACCAACUGCCUCAGAAACACCCGAGCAGACGAGCGAUCAGGCCGAUGGCGCUUCCGCGCCACUCGGUGGUUCCGACUUGCGCGAGCCCGAAUAUAACGUUGAGGUCAAGCUCAGCGAUCUUCAAGCCGACCCUAACAACCCACUCUACUCCGUGAAGAACUUCGAAGACCUUGGACUCGACCCGCGUAUCCUCAAAGGACUGUCGGCAAUGAACUUCCGGAAGCCCUCGAAGAUCCAAGAACGUGCUCUGCCUUUGCUGCUGGGCAAUCCGCCUAAGAAUUUGGUCGGACAAUCUCAAUCGGGUACCGGAAAGACCGCCGCCUUCGUCCUGAAUGCUCUGAGCCGCGUGGACCUAUCGACGGAACAAAUGCAGAAGACGCCUCAGGCUUUGAUCCUAGCGCCCACCCGAGAGCUGGCGCGUCAGAUUGUUGGUGUGGUUUCGGUCAUGGGUCAGUUCCUUGACGGACUCAUCAUCGGCACGGCUGUUCCUGCGGAUAUCAACAAUCGUCCUAAGAGAUUGGAAUGCUCUAUUGCUGUGGGCACCCCAGGCACGGUCAUGGAUAUGAUUAAGAGGCGCAUCAUGGUCCCAAACAAGCUUAAGGUCCUUGUUCUGGAUGAGGCAGAUAACAUGCUGGAUCAGCAAGGCCUCGGCGACCAGUGCAUCCGUGUCAAAGCUCUGUUACCACGGGACAUCCAAGUCGUCCUGUUCUCAGCCACAUUCCCUGACCAUGUCCACGCCUAUGCAGCGAAGUUCGCCCCUAACGCGAACGAGCUUACACUGCAACACGAAGAGUUGACCGUUGAGGGAAUUAAGCAGCUCUAUCUCGACUGCUCGGAUGAGGAGGACAAAUAUAAGACCCUUGUUCAACUUUACGGCCUUCUCACCGUCGGCUCCUCGAUUAUCUUCGUUCAGACUCGCACAUCAGCAUCUGAGAUUGAGAAGCGAAUGGUCGCCGAAGGACACACUGUCGCAUCCCUUACUGGUGGAAUUGACGUCACGAAGCGUGACGAGAUCAUUGACAAGUUCCGCUCUGGUGAAGCUAAAGUCCUGAUUACCACCAAUGUCCUUGCCAGAGGAAUUGAUGUCUCUACGGUUUCCAUGGUCAUCAACUAUGAUAUCCCCGAGCUCCACAGACCUGGUGUACCUGAGCGACAGGCAGACUUCCAAACCUACCUGCACCGUAUCGGUCGCACGGGUCGUUUCGGCCGUGUCGGUGUCUCCAUUUCGUUCGUUUCGAACCGCGAGGAAUGGGAUAUGCUGAACCAGAUUCAGCGAUACUUCAACACCGAAAUCCAGCGUGUCGAUACCAAGGAUUGGGAUGAGGUCGAGGACAUCAUUAAGAAGACCAUCAAGAAUACCCGUGCCAAUGCGCAGUUCGGAAAGCAGUAG